AUGUUGAACAUAAGGCGGAAAAGUAUAAGCACAUCACCCAGUGUACAUUCCAAUCCCAGCCAGUUCAAUGCUGUUGAAUGUCUUUUGGUUUUCGCGACCAAGAGCAGUAAUCUCAGCGAUAUAACGCUGGAUGGACAAUCUGAGCUGGACGUGCAAUUGGUGGUACCGCGGUACGUGGAACGCGGGUCCAGCGCCACUUUUAAAUGUAGACACAAUGUGCAACCGGAAAUCCUUUAUAAGGUGACGUGGCUCAAAGUUGACAAGGGUAAAUUCUUUGAAUUCAUAAACGGACGGAAUCCGCCAUUCCGGAAUACGUCCAUUGGAGGCGGUGAAAUCGAUUGGGAGAAUUCCAACGAGACGCAGGUGACAUUGAAAAAUGUUGACUUUGAUUUGUCGGGACAAUUCUUCUGCGAGGUUUCAACGGACGCGCCCAUUUACACCAAGGCGUCUGUAGAUGAAUUGUUGUCAGUAUUUUUGCCGCAAACUGGACCGCCCAUAAUAAAAUUCCGGAAGCGAAUGCCAUUUAUCAUCGGCGAAAAAUUAUUUGCUUUGUGCAAUACGACCCGUGCUUUCCCCGCACCGCACAUCACGUGGCUCAUAAAUGGCAAGAAGGUUGAUGAUAAAUAUGUGCGUACACAUCACGCCUACUCGAUGACCAAUAAAAGCCAUCGCCGAGCGCAGCAGCAGCAUCAAAUACAGCAGCAAUUACUGCAGCAACAGUACUAUCAACAACAACUUCACAAUCAGUAUCAGCCCCAAUAUCAAGUGCCACAUUUGAUCGAUCGAUACGACAAGAGUUUGCGUUGGAGCGGUGGACGGCCAGAUGAUUUCACUUCGCAUAGCGCAUACCACCAUGACGGCCAUCACCAUUCUGCGAACAUCUACAAUAAUCCCUUCAGCUCCUUGGCCAUUAUGCAUGAAGUUGAUAGCCAUGAGAUACAUCAGCGAAAUUACAAUAAUAAGCAAAGAGAAAUAAAGAAGCAUAUGGAAAUGAAGAAGCACAGAAACUCAUCAAAGCAGAAAUAUCGCCGGCACAUCAACGAGAAUGCCCUCGGCAUAAUACGCAGCACCCUCAACAGCGGCGGAUUCGGGCCUCAGCCGCCUAACCUAAAUAACGAGCUCGGCAUACCACCAAACGCCGGACCGAUGAGUCAACUGGCUGCCGGCUAUGGACGACCAAUAUCACAUCCCGGCGGCGGCAUUGGUGUUGCAGCAGCAGCAGCUGCUGUAACGGCGGCUACAAAGGAGCGGGGUAUGUUCUCACUUAGCCAGCUUAAUAUUGACUUGGAGGAGGCGCACAACAACAAUGGCCGUAUGGAACUGACGUGCUUGUCCACAAUACCAUCAGCAAUAGGUCAAGGGGAGAUGUUUGCUGAUUACAAGACCUACUCGGUGAAAGUUGAACUCAUACGAAUGGAAACUUCGUCAACAACAACUACAGCCCCAAGCAUAGGAAUGGCAGCGCUUGGUAAUGGCGCCUCACAUUCCGGCGAAGCGGCGGCAGCUGAUAGACCAACCAUUAGCCUCACAAUUGCAGCCACAUACACAUGGGCCAUACUAGCAGUGCAGGUAGCUGUGUUGCAGAUGUUGUGCUACUGA
Messenger RNA from Anastrepha obliqua, 1599 nucleotides. RefSeq lists its product as uncharacterized. The record is from RefSeq and is a predicted model, not a curated record. The coding region runs from base 1 to 1599 and encodes 532 amino acids. The transcript has 9 exons. Lineage: Eukaryota; Metazoa; Arthropoda; Insecta; Diptera; Tephritidae.